Molecule: messenger RNA, 1680 nt
Organism: Humulus lupulus (European hop)
Lineage: Eukaryota; Viridiplantae; Streptophyta; Magnoliopsida; Rosales; Cannabaceae
Product: UDP-glycosyltransferase 89B2-like
Exons: 1
Coding region: 93-1427 (444 amino acids)
Molecular function (GO): UDP-glycosyltransferase activity
Source: RefSeq, a predicted model, not a curated record
AGUGGUACCACUAUCGCCAGGCCAUCACGCAUAAUAAUCAUAUAUAUUGGUUUGAUAGCUAUUAUUCACAGAAUUCUUCUCUUUCAGCCACCAUGACUGGAAGCGCCACCGCCGGAGCCACACAUAUAUUGGUAUUCCCAUUCCCAGCCCAAGGACACAUGAUACCACUCCUUGACUUCACACACCAGAUCGCUUCCCAAACACGAGACCUAACCCUUACCAUUCUUGUAACCCCAAAAAACCUCUCUCUCUUAUACCCCCUCCUCUCCGCUCACCCUUCCAUCCGCACUCUACUCCUGUCUUUCCCAUCUCAUCCCUCUAUUCCUGAUGGCGUUGAGAAUGUCAAGGACAUGGCUCCUGGCUCAUUUCGUUUCAUGAUUCCCGCUAUGGCUGGGCUUCGAGAACCACUGACACAGUGGUUCCGGGACCACCCAUCGCCACCUACCGCCAUCAUCUCUGACAUGUUCUUGGGCUGGACCUACAACCUCUCCGUCGACCUGGGUAUCCGACGGAUAACGUUCUCCCCAUCCGGCACUUAUGCCUUGGCCGUCAUCCAAUCGUUGUGGCACGAUAUGCCCAAGCGGCGGGACCCCGAACCCGACGGUCUAAAUGAGGUCCUUUCGUUUCCCGAAAUUCCGAAUUGUCCGAAAUACCCUUGGUGGAAGUUGUCUUCUCUGUACCGAUCCUACCUCGAGGGAGACCCGGAUUCAGAAAUUGUCAGGCAUACGUUCCUUGGUAAUCGGGCGAGCUGGGGACUAAUCGUUAACUCAUUCAACGAGUUGGAAGCCGUUUAUAUUGACCACCUGAAGAAAGAUUUAGGCCAUGAUCGUGUUUGGGCCGUUGGGCCUGUACGGCUUCAAUCUGAAGAUCCAGCUGGGCCCACCGAGAGAGGUGGCCCUAGCACCGUCUCGGCAAACCACAUCCUGUCGUGGCUAGAUAAGUGCGGUGAUCGUAAGGUUGUGUAUGUGUGCUUUGGUAGUCAAGUUGUUUUGCGCAAUGAUCAAAUGGAGGAGCUGGCGAAGGGUUUGGAGAGAAGUGGGGUCCAUUUCGUAUGGUCAGUUAAGCAGCCAACACGAUCACACGUGGAGGGUGAUUAUGGGAAGGUUCCAAUUGGGUUUGAAGAUCGUGUGGCUAAAAGGGGUUUGGUGAUUAGAGGGUGGGCGCCACAAGUGAUGAUUCUACGACAUCGGGCUGUGGGUGCGUUCUUGACUCAUUGCGGGUGGAACUCGAUCUUGGAAGCCAUUGUAGCGGGAGUACCGAUGCUAGGGUGGCCCAUGCAGGCUGACCAGUAUGUCAAUGCUACUUUGUUGGUGGACCACUUGGAGGUGGGAAAGAGUACUUGUGAAGGAAAUCAAACUGUUCCUGAUUUGACCAAGUUGGCUCGAGCUUUUGUAGAAUCAGUUGGUGAGAAUCAAGUCGAAAGAUAACGAGUUGAAGAAUUACGUGAAGGGGCAAUUCAAGCCACUAGGGAAGGUGGCAGUUCUACUAAGGAUUUGGAAUCAUUAGUUGCCCAUUUAAGAGACACAACAUUUUAUUAAGUUUUGGUUUAUGCUUGAAAAAUGUUUAUAUCACUCAAGCUCAAUAUGUUUCAACAAGUUCUACUUAUGAAUUGUUAGCUAGGUCGUGGCAGUGAAAGUAGAGCCAAAAUAAGUAAUAUAUUUAUAUUUUCAACCUUCCUUA